UAUACCAUAACUCAAUUCAUUCGGUACCAGAUCGAACCCACGAGAUCUACGCCUAGUAUAUUUCUUUUCGAUCAGAAAACUAAUACUUUUCGCUGUUCCUCGUUUGACAAAUUCAUGUUAUAGUAGGAAAGAAAAAGAAUGGAUAUUUUAUACUGGGGUUCAUACCAAGCACUGAGUCACGGUGUCAUAAUUACGUGACAUGCAAUCGCGAUUACCGUUUGAAAGACUGGAACCGAUUAUUCCAAAAUCCGCCAAAACUUUGACGUUAAUUUUCGCUUCCUCGGUUGAUGCCUGAGACAGUUUAAUUAUUUAUUGGGGUCGUAUAGACUAUAACAUAAUUUCUGAGAAUAAUGAUGAGCUCCGUAGCACGAAGAGGUCGUGGUAUUUUGGUGGUGUUCGAAGGCUGCGAUCGAAGUGGGAAAUCGACACAGUGUAGAAUGCUUGUAGAUUACUUGAAAUCGAUUGGAAGAGAUGUAGCUCAUUUGCGUUUUCCAGACAGAACAACGGCCAUAGGACAAUCUAUUAAUGAUUAUCUUCAAGGAACAACAGAGUUAGAAGAUCAUGCCAUUCAUUUACUGUUCUCUGCCAACAGAUGGGAGUCGGUACCAAGAAUAAAGCAACUAUUAGACAAUGGAACCUUUGUAGUUGUGGAUCGUUAUGCUUUUUCAGGAGUUGCUUUUACAGCAGCCAAGGGCUACGAUGUGACGUGGUGUAAGAAUCCUGAUCGGGGCUUGCCAGAUCCUGAUUUAAUAUUCUAUUUAGACAUCUCAACAAAAGAUGCACAAACUAGAGGAUCUUAUGGGGAGGAAAGAUAUGAGAAGGCUGAAUUCCAAGAACGAGUCGCUGAGAUUUAUGAACAACUUAAAAGUAAUGAUUGGAAGGUGGUAGACGCUAUGAAAGACAAAAAUGAAAUUCAUGAGGAGAUACGGAAUACUCUUCUUGAACUUGAAGAACAAUUCAGCAAGACACCAUUGAAACGUCUUUGGACAAAUGAAAGCUGAUUGGUGGCAACUAAUUUAUAUCGAUGUUGUCUUGAAGAACUUGGAGAA
Messenger RNA from Pocillopora verrucosa, 1049 nucleotides. RefSeq names its product thymidylate kinase. Lineage: Eukaryota; Metazoa; Cnidaria; Anthozoa; Scleractinia; Pocilloporidae. Gene Ontology annotation, cellular component: nucleus; cytosol; cytoplasm. Gene Ontology annotation, molecular function: nucleoside diphosphate kinase activity; ATP binding; dTMP kinase activity. Gene Ontology annotation, biological process: dUDP biosynthetic process; dTDP biosynthetic process; dTTP biosynthetic process. The record is from RefSeq and is a predicted model, not a curated record.